UUGGGUAGCGGUAGAAUUGUACGUAAUGACUCGAAUAUUCAUACAUGUUGCAGUUAAGAGCUAUUGAAUACUUCUUCCACACUAUAUAAGGAAGGCAGCUUUCUCAUAAACAAAAACAGAUAUACUUGAUUGGCUACCAGCUACACGUUUGUGGUCAUACUGCAUCAUACACGUCCGUGGUGUGUAUGGAUUCGAACGGGUGUACUUCUAUACUGCUUGUUUGCUAUCCACAAUACACACAACACUGUUAAGGGAAACAAGGCGAUAAGCAUUGUCUAGGCCUUAUCAAUUGCCAUUGGAGCUAACAACAUCGAUCGGUACGUGUAGAUUCGUGGUAGAAUGUUUGAUGCCCCAUGGCCGCUUACGGAUUCGUUCAGUCCAGUGCGUAUAAUACGUUCAUGGCUUUGACAAACGCAAGGAGUGUUAGAGUGUUACUGUUGACCGAUCAUUAUAUCCGCAACCGAUAUUUCAUGCUACAAAAGAACGCUUAAGUGUUUACUUCAUAGACUCAAGAAUUAGUCUAGCUAGGACGAAGAGCGGCGUGAGAUUUGCUAGGAGCGCUCAUAAAACAAUGACCAUAUAGUAACAGCGGGGAGUGUACAGCGGGAAAGGAAAGAGUAGGGAACGAACUUAGGACUGUUGGCAACGGUAUGAGACGAAUUCGGUCGUCAGCGUAAGUUGCACGUGAAAUAUGUGAAAAUCGUUUGAAGCCAUGGCUAUCUGCAUACAAAUGGAGCCUACAAGGAAGAUACGAAACAUUGAUUUACCAGCUGAACCGCAGUGUUGCCAAAAAUCACUUCAGGAUCCUCUCCGAUGGCAAGCGUGCAUCGGGUCCAAUGUUAUUCUGUGUAUGAUUGUGUUUAUCGUCAACGUAGCACUGAUAUUCUGUGUCAGCCUAAUUAUCGUUGCGUAUGUCAACAUCAAACUUGGGCCGCGUGAUGAUACGACCAGACGUGUGGUUUGCUAUUAUAGAUGGAAGAUUAACUCCUUAGAGCCAUCUGCAGUUUCUACGAGCUUAUUAUGCACUCAUUUAAUUCUAAGCUUUGCGACCGUCGGCAGCGAUUUCCAAUUGAAUCUUACCGAUGUAGGCGGUAUUGCCGGUGUUAAACAGACAACUGCGUACUUUCGUCUUGACCGUGUCCGCUACAGAGUUAUUAAUGAAAUUCGGAAGAAAACGAAAAUAAGAGCACGCGAAGACUCGGAUCUGUUCAAUAGCAGCGAGUUCAGAUCAGUUCGAGUGAUGCUUUCUGUGGGCGGUGGGGGAGGCAAUGCUCAUUUCGCGGAAAUGGUCGGAUCUCACGACAAUAGGAACGUUUUCCUGAAAUCAUGCGCUGAGGUGAUCCGCAUAACAGCUCUGGAUGGCUUAGAUUUCGAUUGGGAAUUUCCCGGAUUUCGCGACAGGGGCCAACUAGCGACUUUGCUGCGGGACACCUCGGCCAUGUUGAGCGGAAUUGCUAGUAAUCAAUCUGACCCGUUUGAGUUGUCGAUCGCUAUACCGGGACCAUUCACCCUGGCGUUGGGUUUUGAUGUGAGGGAGAUUAGCAGGUACUGCAGUUUCGUUAAUUUAAUGGCAUACGAUUUAGUCCUGUUAAAUUCGGUAUUUCGACAAACAGCUCUACACAGUGCCUUACACGCUCAACCAUCGUGGUGGUACAUUCCAUUUGCGGUCGAUUUCACAGUAUCGUUUUGGUUGAUGCUCGGUCUCACGCGGCCUAUGAUAAAUCUUGGAAUCCCUACAUAUGGCGUGGGAUACGAACUGACCAACAAAUAUCAAACAGGGCUCUUUUCGUCGGUGAAAGGCUACUUGCGCAUGGGCGCUAAUGUAAACUACGAAACGAUCUGUGAGAUUGCAAAAUCUCAACCGAUUAAAACGCACAGGCACGAAGCAUCUGGCGCACCUUUUAUCGAUGACAGCAAUGGGACGUGGAUUAGCUUCGACGACCCAAUUAGCAUCACUAAAAAGGCAUCGUCUCAGUCCCCGAAAAACCCUAUUACACAUAUAAUCAGGCUGUCGGGUAGGCAUUGGAUGGAUCAUUUUCAGGGAUUUUGCCGAUUACUUUUUUAUUUCUAACAAAAAGGAUAUUAUACUGCUAAUAGCUAUAUAAGUAGACAUGUUUGUUGGAGUGGUCAACGUGUAAUACCUUGAGUUUAUAAAAAGUGUUACUGUGCUACGAAACAACGCUUUUGAUCUGUUUGUGUGCGAUAUUUGAUUUUAGUUAGAAUCAGAUGAAGUCCAGUAUAAACCUGAUUGAUAGGUAUACCAAUCCUGUAUGAACAUAAGUCCGCUUCCGAGGCCGUUCUUAAUAGACGUUGUUUAUAUACCGAGAUGUAAGUAUUCCUGCAUUAUUCUUGACACCUUAGACCCUUCUGGAGAAAUUUGUCACAAAGCUUAUAGUAGCAAAUAAAGUAUUAAUUGAUCCGGUCAAACUGUCCCCAACAUGUGUAGUAUAAUACUGAAAGCCAUUUUUCAUAUUUAGAACAUGACAACUGUCACUGUAACCCGACGAAGAAGGGGCAAUCGAGAAGAUCAAAUAUUUUGCCAACAAUAUGUUUCACUUUAUGCUACAGACAUUCGUUAUCGAACAAAAAAAGAUCUUUUGUAAAGAUACGAAGUCUCAGUGUUUCCUUAAAGUCAGAAUUUGGACCACGGCUUAGCCUGUGGAGCGACUGUAACGUCUUUCAGAAAUUAUUUUUGAAAUUUAUGAAUACCCACCAACAUAUAUAUAUAUAUACACACAUAUGUGUAUUAAGUGUGUCUAAUUCUAUAGGUACAUAUUCAUGUAUGCCAACGUCUCUCAUGUCUAGUUAAAUUUCUAUGUUACGAAUAUCGAUUGGUGUUAUUUUGCCCCUGUGAAAUUUCGAGACCUCAUUUUCUAUUGCACGCCGGGUAUGUCUCUCGUGUGAGACCCACAUAGGAUUAUAUGCGGAAGUCACUUUCACGCCGUAGCGUAAAUUAAUCUUCUGCGUCAGAAUACGACAAUAACAACAACGCGAUUGGCCUUCUGUGUGUUCUAUUACUUAUAUUUGAAUUUAUUUCAGUAUGAUACAAAAAAAAAAAUAAAACAGAGACAGUAUAACAAUAUUACAUCUGUUUCUAAUAUAGUAUAGGCCCAAGCACAACUACCAGGUCGUAAACAAAUAAAGCUGAUCGACAUUCGAUUACGGAUUAUCGAUCAGUUCUGAACGAUGCCGAACGACCUCUAGCCUGUAUCCUCGAAGCCAUAGAAGGAAAGAC
Molecule: messenger RNA, 3235 nt
Organism: Varroa destructor (honeybee mite)
Lineage: Eukaryota; Metazoa; Arthropoda; Arachnida; Mesostigmata; Varroidae
Product: chitinase-3-like protein 1
Biological process (GO): carbohydrate metabolic process; chitin catabolic process
Cellular component (GO): extracellular region
Molecular function (GO): chitinase activity; chitin binding
Source: RefSeq, a predicted model, not a curated record